Molecule: messenger RNA, 673 nt
Organism: Ambispora leptoticha
Lineage: Eukaryota; Fungi; Glomeromycota; Glomeromycetes; Archaeosporales; Ambisporaceae
Source: the annotation of a GenBank genome assembly
AUGGAAGAAUACGUUGAGAAAUACGAGUUUGAAGAACCCAGGGAGUUCAAAGAUAAAAAUGUCUUUACACACGGGCUAUUCGAAUCUAAUGCUAUAAUCUUUGGCUUUCCUGUCACGUUUCAAUGCAUGAUGAAUACUCUUCUCCGUCUAUUAUCAACAGUUUUUAGAGCUGCACCAUUACAUGAUCUAGUAAAAAAUAUAUUAGUCAAACAGCAGCACGCUUUCGAAGAGUUAAAAGAAAGACUUAUCACAGCGCAGAUUCUGAUACACUUCAACUUUUCAAAGGCGUUCACCUUGUUCAUGGACGCAUUCACUAUUGGGUUGGACGUUAUACUAUCCCAGCGUGAUCAAGAGAACCGUGAACGACCUCGCGGUGAUUUGGGCAGUUCAACAAUUUCACCAGUACCUACAUGGACAGCCCUUCGAAAUAAUAAUGGAUUGUAUCGUGCAAUUGGUGAUUCUACCAAUCCUACAACAGAAAAUUAUCAGUUAGUAGGAAACAGGAAGUAUUGGGGAAAACGGAAAGGGACUCGAUAUAAUGAAGACAAAGGAAAAAGAACAAUGGAUCUUAUCAUAUUUAACAACAUUUACCAAUUCUUGGACACUGAAGAAUUUCGUGCUGGCUUAUCAGCAGCUGCACUAAAAUGGAUCAGACAAAUGGCAAAAUCCUUCC